Drosophila sulfurigaster albostrigata is the source of this 867-nucleotide messenger RNA. Its product is annotated as procathepsin L-like. The transcript has a single exon. The record is from RefSeq and is a predicted model, not a curated record. Bases 7 to 786 code for a protein of 259 amino acids. Gene Ontology annotation, cellular component: lysosome. Lineage: Eukaryota; Metazoa; Arthropoda; Insecta; Diptera; Drosophilidae. Gene Ontology annotation, molecular function: cysteine-type endopeptidase activity.
UACAAGAUGGGUGUAAAUAAAUUCACUGACUUGACUCCAGAGGAAUUUAAAAGGCUUAUGCUUCCAAGCCUUAAUACAAAUCAUUCACUGGAAGGUAUCGAUUAUAUUUACAAUCCUUCUGCCAAGAAGAACCUUCCAAGUGAAGUUGAUUAUCGUGUUAAGGGUGCUGUUAACCCUGUUAAAGAUCAAGGCCAAUGCGGCUCCUGUUGGGCUUUCUCUGCCGUAGGUUCUCUGGAAAGUCAGUACUUCAUACACAAAGGAAAGAGUGUAUCUCUGUCUGAGCAAAAUCUGAUGGACUGCUCAAGUGACGAUUCCUACGACAACGACGGUUGUGAUGGCGGUUCGCCGAUUGAAGCAUUGAAUUAUGUUAAGGACAAUGGUGGAAUAGAUACAGAAAGUUCUUAUCCGUAUGAAGAAACAGAUGACGAUUGCAGUUAUGAUGAGGACGACGUAGGAGCACAAAUCUCGGGAGUUUCACAAAUUGAAAGUGGAAAUGAAGACGCAUUGGCAGACGCCGUCGCCAAUAAAGGACCCAUCUCGGUAUGUGUCGAUGCCUCCUUCUUCCAAAAUUAUGAAGGUGGCGUCUUAAAUGAACCAUCGUGCUCUCAAGAUACAGACCAUGCUGUAGUUAUUAUUGGCUAUGGCACCGAUCCAGCUGAUGGAGAUUAUUGGUUGGUGAGGAACUCUUGGGGCGAGGAUUGGGGUGAAGACGGAUACAUUCGCAUGGCUCGCAAUUGUGACAAUCAAUGCGGUAUUGCCAAUUCAGCCAUUUAUCCAUUAGUUUAAAGAACACUAUAUUAUUAUAUUCACUUAUUUGUAAAUAAAUUAAAUAAUUUAAAAUUUUCAGCGCUCUGUAUAGUAAUUUUG